AUGGCUCCCACCAAGAAGGGCGAGGCCCCCCGCACCGGCCUGGCUGUCGGCAUCAACCGCGGCUUCAAAACCACCCCCAGGGUCAUCAAGCCCCGCGUCGGCCGGACCAAGGGCCACCUGAGCAAGCGCACCGCUUUCGUCCGCGAGCUGGUCAAGGAGGUCGCCGGUCUUGCCCCCUACGAGCGCCGUGUUAUCGAGCUGCUAAGGAACGGCAAGGACAAGCGUGCCCGCAAGCUCGCCAAGAAGCGGCUCGGCACCUUCGGCCGCGCCAAGGCCAAGGUCGACCAGCUCCAGGGCGUCAUCGCCGAGGCCCGCCGCGCUGGUCACUAA
Molecule: messenger RNA, 330 nt
Organism: Gaeumannomyces tritici R3-111a-1
Lineage: Eukaryota; Fungi; Ascomycota; Sordariomycetes; Magnaporthales; Magnaporthaceae
Product: 60S ribosomal protein L36
Exons: 5
Coding region: 1-330 (109 amino acids)
Biological process (GO): cytoplasmic translation
Cellular component (GO): cytosolic large ribosomal subunit; ribosome
Molecular function (GO): structural constituent of ribosome
Source: RefSeq, a predicted model, not a curated record